This is a messenger RNA of Tarenaya hassleriana, 2825 nucleotides long. Its product is annotated as putative potassium transporter 12. Gene Ontology annotation, molecular function: potassium ion transmembrane transporter activity. Gene Ontology annotation, biological process: potassium ion transmembrane transport. The record is from RefSeq and is a predicted model, not a curated record. Bases 166 to 2652 code for a protein of 828 amino acids. The transcript has 9 exons. NCBI's taxonomy places the organism in Eukaryota, Viridiplantae, Streptophyta, Magnoliopsida, Brassicales, Cleomaceae. Gene Ontology annotation, cellular component: membrane.
UCUUGGUACCCGUGAGCCAGCCUCACUCAGUCACAUCAAAUGCAAUAAAAGCCGUGAAAAGAACCACCCUUUGGAGAUAAUCUCGACGGGAAUUAACGCUUUGUUAGCUCUCCGGAUUCUUUUUCUUCCGUGGGUUUUCGGAAUUCUGUUGGUGGACGAGCUCCAAUGGAGGAAGAGGACAGGAUCGAAGAAACCAGCAGCCUGAGACGUGUUGGAACCGGCGGAAGCAGCGGAGAUCGACGGUGGGUCGACGGAAGUGAAGUGGACUCGGGAUCGCCGCGGUUGUCGGAAAACAUAGACGAAGGAUAUUAUGGGACUUUGAGGAGAAGAUUGGCGAAGAAACCCAAAAGAACCGAUUCUCUUGAUGUUGAAGCCAUGGAAAUUGCUGGUGCUCAUGGUCACCACCUCAAGGAUCCAUCUCUUUGGGGCACAAUGGCGUUAGCCUUUCAGACACUUGGUGUAGUGUAUGGUGACAUGGGAACAAGCCCUUUGUACGUUUUUGCUGAUGUGUUCAGCAAGGUCCCCAUAGAAUCGGAAAUCGAUGUUUUGGGAGCCUUAUCGCUAGUAAUAUACACAAUCGCCGUAAUUCCAUUGGCGAAGUAUGUAUUUGUCGUCCUCAAAGCCAAUGACAAUGGAGAAGGUGGAACAUUUGCUUUGUAUUCACUUAUUAGUAGGUAUGCCAAGGUCAAUAUGCUGCCAAAUCAACAACCUGCUGAUGAACAGAUUUCGAGUUUUAAGCUCAAACUCCCGACUCCUGAGCUGGAACGGGCAUUACACAUAAAGGAAGCUUUGGAGGCCAAAGGGUACUUGAAAACGCUUCUUCUUCUCUUGGUCCUAAUGGGAACUUCCAUGAUUAUUGGGGAUGGCAUUCUGACUCCUGCUAUGUCCGUGAUGUCUGCCAUGAGCGGUCUUCAAGGUGAAGUAGAAGGAUUUGAGACAAAUGAAUUGGUUAUCUCUUCGAUCGUAAUUCUCGUGGCUUUGUUUAGCAUACAACGGUUUGGCACUGGUAAAGUGGGUUUUCUCUUUGCUCCUAUACUGGCACUGUGGUUCUUCUCUAUUGGUUCUAUUGGAAUCUAUAAUCUGGUGAAGUACAAUAUCACCGUCGUAAAGGCGUUGAACCCAACCUAUAUCUAUCUGUUCUUCAAGAAGAAUAGCAAACAAGCUUGGUCAGCUCUUGGUGGAUGUGUUUUGUGCAUCACAGGAGCCGAAGCAAUGUUUGCAGAUUUAGGGCAUUUCUCUGUAGGAGCCAUACAGAUGGCCUUCACCUGUGUGGUGUUUCCAUGCCUUCUCUUGGCUUACAUGGGUCAAGCGGCUUAUCUCACCGAACACCCCGAGUCAUCAGCUAGAAUAUUCUAUGAUUCAGUUCCUGAGAGUCUGUUCUGGCCAGUGUUUGUGAUAGCCACGUUAGCGGCCAUGAUUGCAAGCCAAGCCAUGAUCUCAGCAACAUACUCAUGCGUGAAGCAGGCCAUGGCUCUCGGGUGUUUCCCGAGGCUGAAGAUAAUCCAUACGUCGAAAAGACGGAUGGGUCAGAUUUACAUCCCUCUCAUCAACUGGUUUCUGCUGAUCAUGUGCAUACUCGUCGUCUCCAUCUUCAGGAGCACAACUCGUAUCGCCAAUGCUUACGGCAUAGCAGAAGUCGGGGUGAUGAUAGUGAGCACAAUCUUGGUGACACUGGUUAUGGUUCUCAUAUGGCAAACCAAUCUCUUUCUCGCCCUUUGUUUCCCGCUCUUGUUUGGAUCCGUGGAAGCGAUUUACUUGCUAGCUGUUCUCUCCAAGAUCAAGGAAGGCGGGUGGCUACCACUGGUUUUUGCGAGUUUCUUCCUUACCAUAAUGUACAUCUGGAACUAUGGGAGCGUUCUGAAGUACCAGAGUGAGGUUCGGGAGAGAAUUUCAAUGGAUUAUAUGCGAGAACUUGGAUCCACAUUGGGCACAGUACGUGUCCCCGGGAUCGGACUGCUCUACAACGAGCUCGUCCAUGGCAUACCCUCCAUUUUCGGGCAGUUCUUGCUUAGCCUCCCGGCCAUCCACUCCACUAUUGUCUUUGUCUGCAUCAAAUAUGUUCCUGUCCCUGUUGUCCCUCAAGAAGAGAGGUUCCUCUUCAGAAGGGUAUGUCCUAAAGAUUACCACAUGUUCAGAUGCAUCGCCAGGUACGGUUACAAGGAUGUCAGAAAAGAAGAUCCUCGGGUUUUCGAGCAGCUUCUCAUCGAAAGCCUCGAGAAGUUCUUGAGACGGGAAGCUCAAGAAGACGCUUUAGAGAGCACUCUGAUCGAUCUUGAACCCGACAGCAUCUCCAUUGGUGAGAUGCCCACCAACCAGGACGAGCUAAGAAUCCCUCUGAUCCAUCACAGAAGCCAAGUAGUAGCAGAGGAACCCGAGUCAGAGCCAUUGCCAUCUUCCAGUGUAGGAGCUGCAAUGGAGGAAGAUCCAGCUUUGGAAUACGAGCUCUCAGAGCUGAGGGAAGCAACGGAAUCGGGGCUGACGUAUUUGCUGGCCCAUGGUGAUGUCAGAGCGAAGAAGAACUCGAUUUUUCUGAAGAAACUGGUGAUCAAUUACUUGUACGCGUUUCUCAGGAGGAAUUGCAGAGCAGGAGCUGCCAAUCUGCGUGUGCCUCACAUGAACAUUCUUCAAGCUGGGAUGACAUAUAUGGUCUGAAAGUUUGAUUCUUUUGUUACAGUUUCGUGAUCUUUUUGUAUAAUGUUCAUAAUUUCCAUGAAAUACGGCUUGAUUCAAAGAUUUGUUCGGGGCUGAAUAAUUUUUUUUAAAAAAAAAACAGGAUUCAGACAAUGUUUUUUGUGUUGCGUUUGAGUUCUGGGUUAGUUUCUUGA